UUGUCGACACAAAUCCCCGUAUCUGCGAUUUGGAACCUUCACUUUCCACGGGUCUGACGUCAACACAUCGUACAAACACGAAGAAGGACAAGAAAUUGUUUCCGCCUUUCGUGCUGACUCACACAAUGGACGUGAUGCUGAACAUGGGCCAAUCGCAUCCUUUUGACUACAAGAAAAGCGUUCUCCAACUUGAUCUCGACACAACUUGGAGCACGCUCGUCUCAAUGGGUCGACCAAUGUGGCACAGCUACAUCAUGACGAAGCCGUGGAACCGCCGUGGCAUAUUCAUUCUGGCUGCUUCCAAGUUGCUCUGUGGUCUCAGCCCCUUUAACAACGAGAGCUACGGAGCGAGUUCUCUUCAAGGAGUGGCGUCACUAAUGUGCCGUCUUGGAUUGCGCCCGCAGUCUCACUCGGCGUUUGCAACGCAGGCCGUGUCUGACUUCAUGGCAGUGCUUCACUACGUCAACUUUUCGUACGAUGCACACAUCAGUGGCUACGUGACGGAGCCCGUUUUGACUUUCGGGGCAACGCACCUGUGGUACGAGAUUGACCCAUUGCCGCUGGAGGAAUACAUACUUCCUCAAUUCUUGGAGUUAUUGAUGCAGGGUCUAAUCGACGUCGGAAGCAUCGGCGAAGUGGUGGCGCGAAUUAUUUUGCUGCUAGCUAUGGAUGCGACCAGCAUGGGCGAGGAUGGCUUUCGUGCCUACCGGUUGAGUGGAACCGGAUCUAAACGUUUGAAGGGUCAAUUUUGCUCGGUAAAGCAGUUCCUGGGGCUGCUUGAUGGAUCGUUGAAACCGCGAAGAGGUAUAAAGUGUGAUAACGUCCCCAACGACGCAACCGAAAAAGACAAUAACGCAAAGCCACGGCGGGAGCUUUUCAAUGUGAUCGACGAAGAGAAUGCGACAACGGGAGGUGCAACACCAGAGCAAAGGGACAGCUUUGAGUUAUGGAUGAACGACUGGGACAACUGGAACCUGUCGCCUGCAAGCGUGUUCGCUGUGAACGAGGAAGAGGAGAGCAAACACGAGUUUUCAGAGCUCUCACCACGUAGGACAAUCCGUAUCUACAUGAGUCUACGGGAAUGCGAUAUUUCCAUCCCGGCCCAGUCGUAUCUCAUCGAUAAUGCUAGUGCUACGAGUGUGGACGACGUGUCGUACACACUGUGCCUUCGGGGAAUGUGCUGCCCGGCCAGACUGGGAUCGGUUUCUUCUUUAAGAAAUUGGCCCUUCUUGUUGACACUGAAGAUUGCGGAUCAGCUGGCACGUCUCGCCGAUUCGGCCUGGUGGGAUCCGUUGGCUAAGGUCAACGUGGAUGUGGCACGGCGAAACUUUUUCAAAGAGCUGAUACCGGAUGAAGAGUUGAAGGAGGCUCUACGGCUUUUGAACUGA
Molecule: messenger RNA, 1388 nt
Organism: Phytophthora infestans T30-4
Lineage: Eukaryota; Oomycota; Peronosporomycetes; Peronosporales; Peronosporaceae
Exons: 3
Coding region: 225-1388 (387 amino acids)
Source: RefSeq, a predicted model, not a curated record